Messenger RNA from Triticum turgidum subsp. durum (durum wheat), 1422 nucleotides. The record is from the annotation of a GenBank genome assembly. NCBI's taxonomy places the organism in Eukaryota, Viridiplantae, Streptophyta, Magnoliopsida, Poales, Poaceae.
AUGGGCGCCAUCGUCGAGAAUUUCAUGGACUGGCUCCCCAGCGGUGGAAAUGCCGUGGCAAUCGCCGCCUCCCUCUCCGCCGCCGUUGACUACGAGGGCGAGGACCGCAUCAGCGCCCUCCCCGACGACCUCCUCCGCAACAUCGUCUCUCGCCUCCCCGUCAGGGACGCCGCCCGAACCGCCGCCAUCGCCUCUCAGUGGCUCCACCUCUGGCGCUCCACCCCGCUCGUCCUCAGCGACGUCGACCUACUCCCCUCUACGGUCGCCCGCAUCCUCGCAGAUCACCCGGGCCCCUUCCAAGCCAUCUACAUCGCCCGUUGUAGGUUCGCAUCCCACGAGCGUGAGCUCGCAGAGUGGCCGCGCCUCCUCGCUGCCAAGGGCAUCCAGGACCUCGUCCUCGUCAACGACGUCAUCGGUUCCCAGUUCAUCACCGACACCAUGCUCCUCCCAGCGAACAUUUUCCGCUGCGCCUCACUUCAGCGCCUCUUCUUGGGAUUCUUCAGGUUCCCGGACACCGUUGGUCUCUCCCGCGGACCCGACGUCCUGCCCCAUCUUCGGGAGCUCAGCAUGUUCACUACAGUCAUCAACACCUGGGACCUCGACUACAUGCUCGCUUGCUGCCCGGUCCUGGAGAAGCUCGCGUUCGUACUCAGCAAUUCGCCAGAUCUCAUCCACCUCCGCAGCAAAAGCCUCCAGUGUGUGCUCCUCUGGUUUUUCACGGCGGAGGAGGUCGCCGUGGUGGACGCCCCGCUCCUGGAGCGGCUCUUCUUGGUGGAUCUUGCGGGCUCUCCUCAGCAGCCCCGUGACGACAGUACUAUGAUGAUCAAGAUUGCUUGUGCGCCCAGCCUGCGGGCGCUCGGCUUCUUGGAGACAAGAACUCACCGGCUGCAUAUCGGCGACAAUGCCAUCAAGCCUGGCAUACUGCCGAGCCCAAGCACAAUGCUUCCGGGCGUUAAGAAAUUGGCCGUUAAGGUUAAUUUUGGUGUCUCAAAGGAGGUCAAGAUGCUGGUGGCCUUCCUCAGAUGCUUUCCCAACGUUGACACACUGCACAUUGAGUCUUUAACUGAACCCACCGGAAGAAAACAUGCCAAGUUCUGGCGGGAGCUCUCCACUGUUGAAUGCAUCGAGUCCCACGUCAAGAAGAUGGUUGUCCAUGAAUAUAGAGGGGAUCAAAGUGAACUUCGAUUCCUUAAGUUCAUUUCCAGGAGAGCGGAAGUGCUACAAACUUUGUAUGUUCUGCUAAACAGAGAGAGUCUUACUUCGGUGGCCAAGGUGAGAAAGAUGACACGCAGAUUGGUGGCUCUCUCGCGUCUAACAUGGAGCGGUGACUGUCAGAUAAUGGUGCUAGGCCCUGAACUUCAGAAUGAUUGGAGCUUCCAGAAAGCAUCCGAUCUUACUGUCGACGACCCGUUUCACUGGUGA